GUGCAAAUAAAUCGUGUUAGCCAAUUAGCUUUCUAGCUAACGUUAGCCCGUCGAGCUAAUCUUCUUGCUGGAUAAUCCCAGUCUAAACUACCGUCUUUAUCGUCCUGUAAUUCGGUUAAAUUUUUCUUUUAAGUUGUGAGUGGCAGCUUGCUACAGAGGACAGAGACUAAUGAUUCCUACAGUUGUGUGACCGGAUAACCUACCAGCAACAUUUGCAGCAUACUUUACUUAGGUUCGGACACACUACAGAAGGAAAAUGGAGCUCCAUCUGAAUCGAGUUGAUUAUAUUCAGGUUGGUGUGACAUCCCAGAAAACUAUGAGGCUGCUUCCAGCACUGGGAAAAAAGGCCACCCAAAAGGUUGCUAUUGCUGAUCACGAUGGUAUACUUACAUGUUUUGGGAUGAAGAAGGGAGAGGCAGUGCCCGUGUUUAAAACACUCCCAGGGCAGAAAAUAGCGAGAAUGGACCUUGGAGGCGCUGCGGGAACUCCCCAGGAGAAGAUCUUUGUCUGUUCUGGUUCUCAGGUCCGGGGAUUCACCAAGAAAGGCAAACAGUUCCUCACCUUUGAAGCCAACCUAACUGAGAACGUGAACGCCAUGCAUGUCUCAGGCGCUGACCUUUUUGUGUGUGCAAGUUACAUCUACAACCAUUACUGUGACUGCAAGGAUCAAGACUACUACCUCUCUGGGGACAAAAUCAAUGAUAUCACGUGUUUGUCCUCAGAAAACCUCAGUCGCCUUGUCCCAGUCCUUGCAUGCCAAGAUCGUGUUCUUCGGGUCUUACAGGGAUCUGAACUUGCCUAUGACAUUGAAGUCCCUGGCCCUCCAUCUGUCUUGGAACUAUACAAUAGAGAUAUAGGAGAAGAAGUCCUCUAUGGAACCACAGAUGGUAAAAUAGGAUUGGUCCAGAUAGGUGAAGACUCAGCUGUGACCAAAUGGGAGAUUGACAAUGACAAAACGAAAGGAGGAAUUCUUUGCAUUGACACCUAUGAUAUUGUUGGAGACGGAGUGAAUGACAUCCUGGUGGGCAGAGAUGAUGGGACAGUGGAGGUCUAUGGUUUUGACAGCACCAAUGAACCCGCAUUACGCUUUGACCAUGUGUUGUCAGAGAGUGUGACCUCCAUCCAGGGUGGCUGUGUGGGGAAAGAGUCCUACGAUGAGGUCUUGACUGCUACUUAUACAGGAUGGGUGACGGGUUUGACCACUGAGCCCCAGAAGGCUGAGGCCGGUCCCGGAGACGAGGUCAAGAUGAGUAAGGAGACACAGUCUAAAGUGGAAGGACUCAGGGCCGAGCUGGAGCAGCUGCAGGUCAAAGUCCUGCAGGGACGUGAGCAGUACCAGCAGACCUCUCAAUCAAGCACGGCCGUCUCUGCUGUGCCCGUCUUCAGCGUCAACGACAAGUUCACUCUCUGCCAGGACGAUGCCAGCUACAGCCUCACCCUGGAGGUGCAGACUGCCAUCGACAAUGUGUUGCUCCAGAGCGACGUCCCCAUAGACCUGCUGGAUGUGGAUAGGAACUCAGCUGUUGUCAGUUUCAGCGAAUGCGACUCAGAGCAGCCUAAUGGGAACUUCCUCCUAGCAACAUACAGAUGUCAGGCCAACAUUACCAGACUUGAGCUCAAGGUGAGGUCCAUUGAGGGACAGUAUGGGACCCUGCAAGCUUACAUUACCCCCAGACUGCAACCCAAGACCUGCCAAGUCCGCCAGUACCAGAUCAAACCACUGUCCCUGCACCAGCGGACACACAGCAUAGACCAAGACAGGCCGAUGAACAGACUGAACUUGGUUGGGCAGUUCAGUUUCGCAGAGAUCCACUCCUGGGUUGUUUUCUGUUUGCCAGAGGUGCCUGAAAAAACACCAGCAAGAGAUAGCAUCACUUUCUAUUUCCAUAACACCUUCCUUGGCACACAGCUUGAAGCCACAUACUGCAAAGGCGAGGGUUACUUCAAGUCCGACAACAUCUCUACUAUCUCCAUACUGAGCGACGUUCUCUCUAAAGAAGCCACCAAAAGAAAAAUCAAUCUCAACAUUUCAUAUGACAUCAAUGACGACUCUGUGAGCCACACCCUCAAGAUGAUCCAUCCAAAGCUGGAGUACCAGUUGUUGUUGGCUCGAAAAGUUCAGCUUAUCGAUGCUCUUAAAGAGCUUCAGGUUCACGAAGGAAAUGCAGACUUCCUCAUCCCAGAGUAUCGCAACAUCUUGGAUGAAUCUGCCAAUCUCCUGGAGGAGUACAAGAAGCAGCCUGCACACCUUGAAAGGCUUUAUGGAAUGAUCACAGACCUUUUCAUCGACAAAUUCAAGUUUAAGGGCCAGAAUGUGAAAACAAAGGUUUCCUCGUUGUUGGAGAUUCUCAAUAAUUACGAUUUAAAUUCGCUGUUGGAGUUUUUUCAGUGAGGUGUAAUGUCAAAUAGAUGAGAGGGUAUUUAUUUACUUGUCUUUGGGGGUUUCUGUGUUUGUAAUUUUUGUAUUGUAAAUACAGUACAGCAGCUUUGUUUCAUUAUAGUUACUGUGUCAAUGUCAUUGUUGUUAUAUUUUCAUUUAGAUGCUGCUUGUUCUAACUACAGUGUAUAUUAUAUUAUAAUAUUUAACAUUUAUGAUGUCUUUUGAUAGCAUCUUAAAAGGUUGCCAGGAACGUGCAGGUUCUUCUUUUUAUUAGUGGCUUUGUGACUUCUGAAACUUCAGUGACCAAAUGAGAGGCACAGGGAAUGUCUGUUUAUAUGUAUGUAUGUAUGUAUGUAUGUAUGUAUGUAUGUAUGUAUUUCCUAACUUUCAUAGGACUGUGAGUUUCCCCCCUUGAAUUAAAAAUGAGAUGAAAACCA
Molecule: messenger RNA, 2817 nt
Organism: Stegastes partitus (bicolor damselfish)
Lineage: Eukaryota; Metazoa; Chordata; Actinopteri; Pomacentridae
Gene: bbs7
Product: Bardet-Biedl syndrome 7
Exons: 19
Coding region: 257-2392 (711 amino acids)
Biological process (GO): intracellular protein localization; intracellular transport; non-motile cilium assembly
Cellular component (GO): BBSome; axoneme; membrane
Molecular function (GO): protein binding
Source: RefSeq, a predicted model, not a curated record